Molecule: messenger RNA, 7022 nt
Organism: Homo sapiens (human)
Lineage: Eukaryota; Metazoa; Chordata; Mammalia; Primates; Hominidae
Gene: EME2
Product: essential meiotic structure-specific endonuclease subunit 2
Exons: 8
Coding region: 419-1558 (379 amino acids)
Biological process (GO): double-strand break repair; DNA repair; replication fork processing
Cellular component (GO): Holliday junction resolvase complex; nuclear chromosome; nucleus
Molecular function (GO): DNA binding
Source: RefSeq, marked validated
AGUCGGGCCGCACCCGCGUGAGGCGCCAGUAGCACGGCUCGUCGUGCUGCCACAGCCAGGACUUGCGCGUGACCAGGCGGCCCAGGCCGAAGAGCGGGAGGCGGCCGAGCAGCUGCAAGAGGCGGCUCUCGCGGCGCACGUCGGCCCAGGCCCGGACCGGCAGCCGGCGUCCAGAGAACGGCCGCGUCAAGGUCUCGUAGUCCACCGCGUAGAGCUGGGAGUCGCGCGGCCUGUUCAGUUGCUCCCGCAGGGCGCGCACGCGGCGGGCCAGCUCCGCGAUCAGCCGCGGACGCACCUUCUUCCGCGCCAUGGCGGGUCCGCGUCCUCAGCGGUCCGGCCGGAAGUCACCGGAAGAGGCCGGUGUCCCAGGCUAAAGUGUUCGGUCGCGGCCGGAAGCGAGGAAGAGGUCGGUCCGGCCAUGGCGCGGGUUGGACCCGGGAGGGCGGGGGUCUCUUGCCAGGGCCGGGGCCGGGGACGGGGCGGGAGCGGUCAGCGGCGACCUCCAACCUGGGAGAUCUCAGACUCCGACGCUGAGGACUCCGCCGGCUCGGAGGCCGCCGCGAGAGCCCGGGACCCAGCGGGUGAGCGCAGGGCGGCUGCCGAGGCGUUGCGGCUGCUGCGGCCGGAGCAGGUCCUGAAGCGCCUCGCGGUGUGCGUGGACACAGCCAUCCUGGAAGACGCCGGUGCCGACGUCCUGAUGGAGGCCCUGGAGGCCCUGGGCUGCGAGUGCCGCAUCGAGCCCCAGCGCCCGGCCCGCAGCCUGCGGUGGACCCGAGCGAGUCCCGACCCCUGCCCCCGCAGCCUGCCUCCUGAAGUGUGGGCUGCAGGUGAACAGGAAUUGCUGCUGCUGCUGGAGCCCGAGGAGUUUCUGCAGGGCGUCGCCACACUGACCCAGAUCUCUGGCCCAACCCACUGGGUGCCCUGGAUCUCCCCCGAGACCACCGCCCGGCCCCACCUGGCUGUCAUCGGGCUGGAUGCCUACCUGUGGUCUCGCCAGCACGUUUCCCGGGGGACACAGCAGCCAGAGAGCCCGAAGGUGGCCGGUGCCGAGGUGGCCGUCAGCUGGCCGGAGGUGGAAGAGGCCCUGGUACUCCUGCAGCUCUGGGCAAACCUGGACGUGCUACUGGUGGCCUCUUGGCAGGAGCUGAGUCGGCACGUGUGCGCCGUUACCAAGGCUCUCGCCCAGUAUCCCCUCAAGCAGUACCGGGAAUCCCAGGCCUUCUCCUUCUGCACAGCAGGGCGCUGGGCAGCCGGCGAGCCAGUGGCAAGAGACGGCGCAGGGCUGCAGGCGGCCUGGCGGAGGCAGAUCAGGCAGUUCAGUCGGGUCAGCCCAGCCGUGGCUGAUGCAGUUGUCACAGCCUUCCCCUCCCCCCGCCUUCUGCAGCAGGCGCUGGAGGCCUGCAGCACGGAGCGGGAGCGCAUGGGCCUCCUGGCCGACCUUCCUGUGCCGCCCAGUGAAGGCGGGCGUCCCCGCAGGGUGGGGCCUGACCUCUCCCGCCGCAUCUGCCUCUUCCUGACCACAGCCAACCCUGAUCUCCUGCUGGACCUGGGCUCCUGACCACACGUGGGACCACCAGGACAGCAUGCAGCCUUGGGGACAGACCAGACACCCUGGGCGGUGGGGGAGGACCCCCAGCCACAUGUGGACCCUCAGCCUGGGUGGGUUCUCUGGCUGAGCAGGUCUGACCUCAGGGGAAGGGUGGGUGGUUGCAGGGGAAGUUUUAGGUAGCUGGGAGAAGAGGGGCUUCUGGCUGGCAGAUGGCUGGCGGUUCCUGUGCUGAGUCCUGAACACGUAGGCCCCAGGGGAGGCCUCAGCAGCAGGGCUGUGCCCCCCCAACACACACACACACUCGGCAGGGACCAGAAGGCAGCUCCAGGGCCCCACUGCCACCUGGAGGCUUGGGGUGUGGCACCCUCAGCCAGAAGCAGUAGGGGACUCCCAAGGAUGUGGAGGGGCAGUGAGGCCUGGGAGAAGGCCCAGGCUGCUCGCAAGCCCGGCCUCUGCACGGAUACGUUUCAGCUCACGCCAUGUGGGUGUUAGACAUCAACUCUACAUUUAUUGCAGUCCUUUAAGUCUAUGACGGCGGGGCAGCCGCUGACAGCAUGCAGAGCAAGUUAGGAAAAACCGAGGCCCUGUGGGAACAGCAACGCGGGCUCCAGCCAGGCUCUCGUCCUCGCAGCCUCCCACAAGACCUGGGGCUCAGGGCAGCCGCUUCCCCACCCAGCACAGCAGCAGAGGGGCCCUAGAGCCCCCACAGAAAGGACUGUCCCAGCCUCGGGAGCAAGAGAUGGCUCCCUCCGGACGGGCCUCAUCCAACUCCGCCCUGGAGUGUGGCUGGAAGGAAGGGACAGAGAAAGAAGGGACAGAGGAAAGGGGCUGUCCCAGCCCAAGAAGGCAGUUCCACUGGGAAGUCAGUCAGGUCCGGCGGCAGCGCUUCCUCUGGCAGGGCCGAGGCUCGCGACUGCUGGGGUGGGCGGAGGUCGCUGCCUGGGGAUCGGACACUGGAGCCUUGCGGCGGCUGCAACUCAUGCUCAGGACCCAGCCCAGCUUGUUGUGUAGCACCUGCUUGAGGCCCGGCGGCAGCGGCAGACCCUCCAGCGUGUCUCCCGAGUCUGGCCGCAGCUGGCGCAGGCGGUGGCAGCACAGGUACUGGAGGGAAGUGGCGCUGGCACAGGAGCGGGUGACCUUCAUGCUGCUCCGGGCCGCCGUGGAGCACACCAUCGGGUAGAAUCUCUUGUUCUGCAGCUUGGUGGCUGCCACACCUGGAAGGGAGGGGCCCAGCCUGAACCCCAGGCAGGGAAGGGGCCAGCUACUGGGCGCAGCCCCUCAGACCUCACGCUACAGUCACCCGGGUGGGCAGCUGGCACAGCUGAGGCAAGGCAGGGUGCACGCGCUGGCCCUGCCACUCCAGCCUGGCCUCACUGUCCCACCCCCUGGGACCCUGGGGCCUCAGGCUUCUGGGAGGAACCCUUUCAGAAAACCUCAGUGUCCCCUGGGCUGGGGCGGGGUGGCUGCCUCCCUCGGGGUGACAGCUGAGAGGAGCUCAAGUCCUGUGACGGCCUCACCUAUACACUUCCUGUUCUUGAAAAAGGUGAGUGUGCCGUGCCAGGUGUCCAGGUGCACGCCAAUGAUGGAGCCCUGGCCGAACCGCGAUGAGAAGCUGGUCUUGUCGCCCUUGUGGUGGAGGAGGCCUGGGGGCAGCCAGGGUCGCAGUGAGCCCGGGAGCUCCAGGCUCGGCCCCGCCCCACCCUGGGCCUCACGCACCCGUGUAGGAGAGGCCCCAGCUGUCCUCAUCCCUGCCCAGCAGGCUGCAGAACGUGUGGCGGUAUUUGUCCAGGUCCACAUCCGACGUCCCGAUGCCCACCAUCUAGGAACAGGGGCCAGGCAGAGGGCGCGGGGCUGGGCUGCCGGAGCCAGGUUCCCCAGAAGCACCCUGGGCCGAAGCAACUUACCAUGUCGGUGCCGUAGACGGGAGAGGUCAUCUUGAUCUCCCAGAAGUGCUGGCCCUCCCCCAGCUCCUUGGUGCCCCGGAUGGCCGCUGUGCCGCAGCUGUACUCCAUGUGGAAGCUGACCUUACGGUUGUCACAGCUCAGCAGGGUGGCUGAUGACUUAUUUAAGUCAUCCCAGACCCAGUCGAAAUCUGCAAGAGAGGCCCAGGCUGGGGCAGCCCUGAGAGCUCCAUGGGGCUCUGCCCUGCCCACCCCCAGGCCCGCCCGCAGUGCAGUCCCAGCAGGGGCUGGGCCCCACGCUCACACUCGUCUUCCUCUCCGCAGCGGCAGUCCCUGCCCCGGUGGGCCGAGUGCAGGCUGCUACAGAAGGAGGCCUCGCUCUGCCCAGCACAGUCACAGAAGGACUCGCCGGUCACGGGCACCGCACUGGGGAUGGAUGGCGGCAGCGUGGAGUACUCGGGGUCGGAGUCCGAGUCGCUGUGCUGGGAGAGAAGGGCCGGCUGUUACUACCUGUUGCCCGCUCUCUACCCUCUCACCCUUGCCCUCUGUCCCUGUCCCACCCUGUCCCUGACCCACCCAGGAAAGGAUGGGGGUCCAGGCCUCCAGGGACUUCACAGUACCCCGAGCGCACAGCCCAGGCUCCCUCCCAACGGGCUCCGGCUCUGCCCCAUUCUGCAUGACCAGGAGGGCCCUGGAGGCCCAGCCACAGAGCAGUAGCCAAGGCUGCCUGGCCUCCAAGUGGUUUCUAGACGGUGGAUAAGCCCCAGGUCCACCCCACCUGCCCAGAGCUGAGAUGGUGUGGACACCUUCCCUGCUAGGCCAGCCCUGCAGGGGCCCCCAGGCAAGGCCACCACCCCCACACCAGGCCCAGCUGCAGCCACCCGGCCUCAGGGCAGUCCCCACCACACUGUGGCCCAACGACCUUCCUGUUACCUGAGCAGACCUGGCUCACCACAGGGUCCUACUGCCCAGUGCCCACUACAGGCCCCGCCCCUCCUGGUGCAGGUUUCAGCUGUCACCUCCCUGAGGCUUCUCCAGCCCCUUCACCCCUGUUCCAUUUUUCUUCUUUUGCUUCACUGAAGUUCUCCUUGGUCCUGAUUCUUGGCCUCCUCCCACCAGAACGUGAGCUCCUUGUGGGAGGCAGUGCCCCUCCCAGCCUCCUCCCUGUCACAGACUGUGUGGGGGCCACCCAGGGGCUGAAUGGACCAGGGGGUCAGCAGGGAGAGUGCUAAGUGGUGGCGGGGGGCCUGUGGCAGAGGCCUUGUGACAGUGAGGGUUGAGGGCUGGUCCAGAGAGAUGAUGUGAUCCCCAGGAGAAGCCACAGGGGACCAUGACAUGGGCGCCACCAGCUUCCAGGUGAACGUGGACCUAUCGAAAGCCAGCUUCAGGGCAGGACACUGUCCUUUCUGGAGGGGAUGGCCCCACCCCACAGACAAGGCAGGCCCAGACAACUCUACCCCACUGCCUAGAAGUGCGGGUCCCCAGAGCCAGGGUAGACCCCCUGAGUCAGGAGCCCGGGCACAGAACUGAGCACCUGCACUGCAGGCCCAGGGCCGGGUUCCCUGGAGAAGGAGAAAGACUGAAGCCACUGCCUACCUCCUGCCCACAACAGACUGCAGGCCCAUUUGGUGACACAGGACAAGCAGCACAUGUGUCGAACACUGCCGAGCCCGCAGGCACGCCUGCAUCCCACAGCCACGAGCCUGUGAGGCUCAGGCAUGUGACCUGCAGGAGCUGGAGGCGGGCGGGAAGGCAGGUGGGGGCCUCUCCCUGGCUGGAGCAGGGAGCUCCAGGAGACCUCAGGACGGCCCCCACCCGGUGGGUAAGGACCCUGUUUCCCAAUUUGCCCCCAAGGCCUAAUGGACCCACCGGGCUUAGGGAGUCCUCACUCAGAGGAGAGGAGCCCACCCCUCCCAGGACACCUGGCUGAGCCGGAACAGCAGCGCAGGGGAGCUGUGACAGCAGAGAGCAGCACCAGGUCACACAAGCAGCCGCCCCGGAAGGACACGGCCCAUGGUGACAGAGGACAAGCAGCAUGCGUGUGUCAGACACUGGCCUGGCCUGUGGACACGCCCGCGUCCCACAGCCAUGACCCUGCGAGGCCAGGAGAGACUGCUCCAGGGCACAUGACCUGUGGUAGCUGGAAGUGGGGCAGGGAGGCGCAGCCACACUCCUGCUCUGGUCCGAGGGAGAUCUCAGGAAACCGACUGGGAAAUCACCCCCCACAGGGACCCCCACCCCUCCCAGCCUCACUGCGCCCGUCAGGCCAGGCAGCUGCCCUCAGGGUCUGCCAAGGUGGGGGUCAGGGGCCAUGGGGGCAGGUAGCUCUGCCUGCAAAGCCCACAAGCAUGUCAGAUCACCUGGGCUGCAGACAGACAAACACCUGAGCUGUUCUGAAUACCUUCAGGUUCCUGGCCUCCCUGAGCAAGUGCAGAAAUUUUUACCUUCAAGGAUCAGGGUUUUUCUGUUUGUUUGUUUUUUAACACACAUAUAUGUGAACAAAGAGUAUGCGUUUGUACUGGCAGAAGAAGCGUCUGGUAAGACAACCAGCAAGUUAACAAUGGUCACCUCCAGAAAUGGGCUGGGUAAACCAAAGAAUUUUUUUGUUUUUGUUUUUUUUGAGUCAGGGUCUAGCUCUGUCACCCAGGCUGGAACGCACUGGUGUGAUCACGGCUCACUGCAGCCUUGACCUCCCUGGCUCAAGCAAUCCUCCCAGCUCAGCCUCCUGAGUCGUUGGGACUACAGGCACGUGCCACCACGCCUGACACAUUUUUUAAAUUUUUGUAGAGACAGUGUUUCACCAUGUUGCCCAGGCAGGUCUCAAACUCCUGGGCUCAAGUGGUCCUCCAGCUUCAGCCUCCCAAAGUGCUAGGAUUAUAGGUGUGAGCCACAGUGCCCAGCCCCGUAGUGGAGAAUUUCUGUUGAAUGAACCAAAAGCAACUGCCAACCUCUCCAUGCACCAUGUGUUUCAGAGGAGAAAGCACAGUGAAGAAUGCAGUGUGUUCUGAGGUCCUGUCACCCCUGAGGCUGUGUGUGUCCUUUGCCAAAUUAAAGAGUCUUACUGAAUGCGGUGCAUCCAGGAGACAGGCCCAGGUUUGGACUGGUCCUCUAGCCUCAGAAGCAUCUUUUUCUCCGACUGAUUCCGUGUUCAGGUAAUGUCUGCCUGCCUGCCUAGGGCAUCUCCACACCUUAGGCCAGCCACGUCCGCCUCGCCCGCUGGAACCUACCUGCCCAUCAGAGUCGUAGCCCCAGUUAGUGGAGCCUGCUAGAGCCACGGCCCGGGCAUCUGCGUCUCGGCGGGCUGCACUCAGGACGAAGUGCCAGGCCCUGCUGUUCCGGGGGCGUCUGGCCAUGGUGGAAAGAAUCUAGAAGAAAACACAGGCUCUGGGCAAAGGAAGACUCACAGCACUCCCAGCCCUGAGCUUCCAGGCUGGGCCACGGACCCACUCAAAGUGGGGACUGCAGGGGCCGCACCGGUGCCCAGCCAGGGCUCCAGAACGCUUCAGGAGCCCGUACCUCACUCCAGGAUCUGAGCAGCUCAAUAAAACCCAGGUAGAUCCUGUGAAACGCCA